GUCAGCCGGGAUUGGAAGGGGAGACAGCAGCGUGGGCGGCUGGCGGACCAGCAGAGAGGAAAGAGAAACGGAGAGGGAGGAAGAAAGAAGGGGAAUCUGAGGGAGAGGAGGAAACAGCGGCGGUGGGGACGGGGAGAGAGAGAGAAAGAGAAAGAGGAAGAGCUUGAGUGUGAGGGAGAGAGAGGGGGAGAGAACGAGAUGGAGAUCUAAGGAAAAGAGACUCAGAGUCAGAGAAGAAAAGAUCUGGAACAGAAACAGAAAGACUGGAAGAGAAAGUGCUGGGGGGGGGGGGGGGAGGGGGUGCGGGCAGGGGAGAGAAUGAGCCAGAGAGACUGGAAGAGACAGAUUAGAGACAGACGAGCUGGGGCCAGAGACAAGGUGUUAGGAGCCUCAAAAAAGGCAAGAGGGACCAGAAGUGACACAAAGCAAGAAGUGUGCGAGUGAGCAGGUGAGAAGGCAGACAGGUCUGAGAGGCAGCACCCAAGAGCCAGAAAAGGAGGGAGACUGCAGCUGGGUGCCCCAGCGCCCGCACGGCGCUCUUACCCCCAUCCUUGGGACCCCAGAGCUGCCUCCUCCGACCUGCGAGCCCCUGACCCCGUCUCUGUCCCCAGCCGGGUCAGCUGCAGAGACACGCACACAGCCCCUUUCUUUCUCUCCCCAAGCCCUUGAUGGAGGAGGGCAGACCCCGGAGCAGCCUCAGCCUGGCCAGCAGCGUCUCCACCAUCUCCUCCCUGGGCAGCCUGCGCACCAAGAAGCCUACCCGGGCAGUAAGCAAAGUGCACGCCUUCGGGAAGAGAGGCAAUGCACUCAGAAGGGACCCCAACCUCCCGGUGCACAUCCGAGGCUGGCUUCAUAAGCAGGACAGCUCCGGGCUGCGCCUCUGGAAACGCCGCUGGUUCGUCCUCUCCGGCCAUUGCCUCUUCUAUUACAAGGACAGCCGCGAGGAGAGCGUCCUGGGCAGCGUCCUGCUGCCAAGCUACAGUAUCAGGCCAGAUGGGCCAGGAGCCCCCCGAGGGCGGCGCUUCACCUUCACCGCUGAACACCCAGGCAUGAGGACCUAUGUUCUGGCCGCUGACACGCUGGAGGACCUGCGGGGCUGGCUGAGGGCGCUGGGCCGGGCCUCUCGCGCAGAGGGGGACGAUUACGGGCGACCCAGGUCACCUGCACUUCCCCAGCCAGGAGAGGGCCCUGGCGGCCCCGGUGGCCCCCCGGAGGUGAGCAGAGCGGAAGAGAGGCACAGCUUAGAAUCACCGGAGGUGGCUCGGCUGUCCAGAGGUCGCGGACGACCUGGGCUGCUCACUCCCAGCCCCACAGCCGACCUCCAGUCUGGACCUCGGAUCCGGAGGACUAGGAGCCCCGAUCUGUUCACACCCCUCUCUCGCCCUCCAUCCCCUCUGAGCCUCCCCCGGCCCCGUUCUGCUCCUGCGCGCAGACCCCCUCCGACCUCGGGUGACAUAGCACCUCUUGCCAGACCCCAUACCCCUCUGAGUCGCAUCGAUGUCCGGCCUGCCCUGGAUUGGGGCCCCCAGCGCCAGACACUCUCUAGGCCCCCCACUCCCCGGAGAGGACCUUCCUCUGAGGCUGGGGGAGGAAGACCCCCCAGGAGUCCCCAGCACUGGAGUCAGGAGGCCAGAACACAGGUCAGCGGAGAGGCCCCCUCUGGCUCCACGUAUCUCCAGCUACCCCCGAGAGCUCCCGGGACCCGGGCUUCCAUGGUUUUAUUGCCGGGUCCCCCCCUAGACUCAGCUUUUCACCAAAGCUUGGAGACAGAUACUCUGUUGACCAAGUUGUGUGGGCAGGACCGGCUCCUGAGGAGGCUACAGGAGGAGAUAGACCAGAGGCAAGAGGAGAAGGAGAAGCUAGAAGCAGCCUUGGAGUUGACCAGGCAGCAGCUGAGCCAAACAACCAGGGAGGCCGCGGCUCCAGGGAGGGCCUGGGGGCGCCAGCGCCUCCUGCAGGACCGACUGGUCAGUGUGAGGGCCACUCUCUGUCACCUGACUCAGGAGCGAGAGCGGGUUUGGGACACAUACAACAGCCUGGAACAGGAACUGGGCAGCUUGAGAGAGACUCUGGAGUACCUGCUGCACCUUGGUUCUCCCCAGGACAGAGCAUCUGCUCAGCAGCAACUAUGGAUGGUGGAAGACACGCUGGCAGGUCUGGGGGGCCCCCAGAAACCACCCCCCAACGCUGAACCUGACUCCCCAUCCCCUGCACUCCAAGGCGAGGAGUCCUCAGAGAGGGAGAGCCUGCCUGAGUCCUUGGAACUGAGCUCAUCCAGGUCCCCUGAGGCUGACUGGGGGCGGCCGCCCGGGGGUGACAGAGACCUCCCCAGCCCUCGCUCAGGUCUUGGAUCUCCAAGGGUCUCCCGGGCCUCCAGCCCUGAGAGUCGUCGUCCUGUUUCCCCACCGCCAGGAACCAAGGCCCCCCUCGCCCGGCCUCGGAUGAGUGCCCAAGAGCAGAUGGAGAGAAUACGCAGAAACCAGGAGUUUGGACGGCCUCUCCCUCGCCCUGCUUCCCCCCGGCACCUCACUCUGGGGAGAACACUGUCCCCAGCCAGACGCCAGCCUGACAGAGAACAAAGGCCUGUCCAGGGACACUCAGGAGCCCCCAAAUGGCUCAGAAGCUCUGGAUCCUGGAGCAGUCCGAGGACCACCACCCCUUAUUUGCCAACAUCCGAAGGUCACCGGGAGAGAGUCCUCAGCCUCUCUCAAGCUCUGGCCACUGAGGCGUCGCAGUGGCACAGAAUGAUGACAGGUGGAAAUUUGGACUCCCGAGGAGACCCUCUUCCCCCCGCGCCACCGCCUCCGUCAGAUCCCACCCCCCAGGUGACCUCGCCUCCGAGGUCUCCAGUGGCUAAUUCCAGUAAUUCCAGCUCGGCUGGGUGCUCCCACCGGGGUAGUGGGCGUGGCGCAGGCCCCGCCUCUUGGGAGCCCACGUGGGAAUCCGGGACCGCCCCUCCCGCCCUGACCCAAGAAGAGGGGGCGUGGCCUCUGCGGGUCACUCUGCUGCAGUCCAGCUUCUGACCUGCCCCACGCAAGCGCCGCAGCCAAUCGGGACGUGAGGGCGUGGCCUCGAGGUACCGCCCGGAGAUCUGGAGCCACUCAGGGCGCAGUGGGGGCGUGGUCUGGUCCCCAGGGUGGCCCGAGGAGAAGUGUAUAUCGCCAAAGUUUGAUUUUUCCCAACACUUGUCCAAAUUCGGAUUAAAACUUUGAACUUUUA
Molecule: messenger RNA, 3219 nt
Organism: Neofelis nebulosa (Clouded leopard)
Lineage: Eukaryota; Metazoa; Chordata; Mammalia; Carnivora; Felidae
Gene: PLEKHA4
Product: pleckstrin homology domain containing A4
Exons: 20
Coding region: 669-3023 (784 amino acids)
Source: RefSeq, a predicted model, not a curated record